GCCCGGCAGCCGCCUGAGUCACCUCUGGUUGUAGCCAGGAUGACACAGCUUCCUCGGACUGCAAACGCAAGGUGACCAGACGUCCUCCAAGCGGGGCAGACAGUCAUGUCUUGCCGGAGGGCGGCCAGCCAGUGCCAGCCUGCAGGCUGGGCGUGGGCUGGGCUGGUGGGGUGCCGGGCGAGGCCUUCAGCAGGGUCUGGAGGUGGGCGGGCCAGUGCAGAGCCCUCCCGGUCCCCGGCCAUGUGUCUGUGGGGAGAAGUGAACCGUGCGUGUUUGACAGGUGCUUGCUGUGUGGCCAGCCAGAGGCUCUCCGGGCCCUGGCUCGCCCCGGAGAAGGCCCCCAGCCCCAGAGCAGAGGCCGCCACAUCACCAGGGCUUCUGGCUUUGGGGAGGACUCGCUCCUCCUCCCCGUCCCUCUCCCCAGAGCUGACGCCCUCGAGGCCUGGGAAUGGAAGGGACCCUCCGGCUGCCUGUCUAGGGCUGAGUGGGGCAGGCCGGGACAGAGGUGGUGUUUCGAGAGCCCAUCCUGCUGGGCAUCGGGGAACCGGCUUCUCCUGCCGGCAGGCACGGCGUGCGGUCUAGGCCAGAGUCGGAAAAUCUCCCGCCUCCUCUGCUCCUGGGUGAUCGGACCUCAGGCUGUGCCGGUGGGUCCUCGCCCCGAUGGCCGCCUGGCUUCCCUGGUGGAGAAAAUGCCCAUCCCCGGGCCCUGAACCCUGACCCAGCCCGGCGAGGCCUGAGGACACUGGGGACGGCCAGGGCAGUGAGUCGGCCCCGGAGCUCAGGCCUCAGUCGCAGCCUCGGCAAGCGCCUGGCGGGGCCGAGAUCCGGCCCCGGCGCACCUGCCUUCUGGAAGGGCUACCUGCCCUGCCCGUUCCCUCUGGGCCGGAAGGGGAGGGAUGCUCUGGUUCCCAACUUCAUUCCAAACUCUGCAGCCACCUCUGCCCGGCUUGUCUCUCCCUAGAGCAGAAGUGCAGAAGUGACAGGUCCCACGUUCUCCCCGCUCAGAUGGACACCAGAACCAAGUGUCUGGCUUUGGGUUGGAAACCAGCCUCUUGGGUCAGGUAGAUGGUUCCAGGCUACCAGUGCUGAGUCCAAGCUCUCUGGACCAGCAGCUCCUUCAGGGCCAGGGCAGAGGGCUGAGGGGGAGGGCAAACCCCCUGUCCAGGCCCCAGCCUGGUGCUGGCCACCAGCUUCUCAGGGGACACCCACCCCUGCCCAGGGACUGCGGCUCAGCUGAGCAGGUGGCCCUGGCUCUCUCUGUCUGUGGCAUCGCUGGGUUCUGUUGGUCGACAGCUGGGUGAGACGCCUCCCCUCCCCUGCCCAGUGUCCCCGCGUGGAGCUGUUAGAACGGCGUCUGGGGGCCUAACCAGCCACUGAUGCAGCGGGAGGGAAAGCCGCUGCCUGGGGCGCUCGUGCAGCCCGUGGGCGCUCCCGCCCAGCCAGACCGUGCCAGGCUGCAGUCUCGAGCCCCACCUGGUUCCGGACGAGUCUCAGAAAGCAGUGGUUCCCGUGUGAGUGCUGCUGGCCCAUGCGCGUGCGUGACGUCCCGUGGUUUACAGGCCCUUUGGGGGCAGUUGUUUCAAAAUCAUUUGUUUUACAAGCUCUUCCUCGGCCUCCAAACGUCUUCUCUGAACCUCUUUCCAAAAGCAAGCCAUCAUUUUCCGAAGGCUUGGAGCGAUGUGGCGUCAACGGCGGGUGUGUUUUAGGUAGAGGCAGUGCCGCCCAUGCAUGUGCUGAGGUCCCCGCAGGCUCUUGGCCCCUGGACGGGCAGCCCUGGUGGCGGCUCGAGCCCUGGGGCAGGCACCAGGCCCAGAGGACAGCCGCCUCUUCCAGUGGUUGGCUUCCCCGUGGAGCAGGUCCCCCGGGGGCCGGGGGACCGUGUGGAUGAGCAGGGCGGGUCCUGCCCACCGUCCCCGGCUCGCUGGGUCCUGGCAGGGGGGUGUGGCAGGGGUCCUGGUACAGGCCCUCAGUGCUGGGCGUUGAGAGCGGAGCCCUGGGUCCCAGGGUCCUUCCUGGCGUCACCGGCUUGGCCCAGCCGGGGGCCUUUGGCACUGGCGUCACCAAUCCCGGAGGUUUGCAGAUGAGCGCCUCGGGAUCUGAUCCGAGAGAGCCUCCGUCAUCCCUCCCCAGCUUCGGCUCGAGAAGCCGGUAACCGUCCCUCAGCCCUGCGUUUCCAGGCGUUGGUUCCUUUGUCCCUGCGCUGUGGGCAGGACAGGAGGGCUGAGAACUAGGGAGCUCCCUGAGUCAGACCCCAGUCAGACCGCGGCUGGGCCGCUCUCUCCGUCUGCUGAGGCUCCUUGCCUGCGGUCCUGGGCUUGGUGGGCUCAGAGCCGGCAAAGGUGACCUGAGGAUCUGCCCCGGGGGCCCUUGACCUUGUGGACGAGGGCACCUGACCCAUGUGGGCCUGCCCUGAGGGGAGGGGGCUGAGCCCACCCGGUGCCGAGGCCCAGUCCUGAGCGCCUCCUGGGGGCCCGGGGGUCCCUCCCACCACGUCAUAGUGCGUAGGUCCCCAGGGGAGGCGUCCCCGCCCUGGCCGUGCUCCGGGGGCGCGGGGUCCCGGGAGGGUCCGCUCCGGGUGGAGUGGAGGCCCCGCCCUUGCCCUUCCUUUCCCACCGGGUGGGAGCUGGUCCGGGUGGGUGGGCGGGGCCUGGGCUGUGGGAAUGUCAGCCCAGCUCUGUAAACAGCGGGUGACUCACCGCCCAGCUAUGCCCCGGCCCGCUGGGAGAGCUGCAAUGAUAGCAGCCCCUCCGCUCUCAGACUGUCCCCAGCCCGGGCUUCUCCGGCCCAGUGGUGACCUCGGCCCCCGGGAGCAGGGUGGUCUGUGGGGCGCUCACUGGGCCCACAGAUGCCAGGGUGAAGUCACCAUCAGGAAGCGCUCACCUCCCUGCCAGGACCCCCAAGUGGCCGUGUGUCCAUCUCCAGCCCACCUGGAGCCUCGAGGAGGGCAGAGGGGCCUGGAGGUGCCAGGGCCGCACCAGCCCUGCUGCUGUUCUGCUCUCCCUCCACCGCAUCCGGAGAGCAGCCGUGUUGCCGGGGACCACCGGGAGCCCCCUGGCCCGGGUGCUGAGCCCCUCUGGUGGUGAAGGGGGGGCAGCUGUCGGAGGCAGGGCCAGUGGUGGCGGGUCCGGACAGUGCUCCGUCGAGUCCUGGGGCUGCAGGCCGAGUUACCAUUUCCACACGGUUCUGUCCGGGUGACGGUGCCCAGGUUAUGACGACUAAUCCCAAACCGAACAAGGCAUUGAAGGUCAAGAAGGAGGUGGGCGAGAACGCCCCGGUGCUCAGCGACGAUGAGCUGGUAUCCAUGUCGGUGCGGGAGCUGAACCAGCACCUGCGCGGCCUGUCCAAGGAGGAGGUGGUCCGCCUGAAGCAGCGCCGCCGCACGCUCAAGAACCGCGGCUACGCAGCCAGCUGCCGCAUCAAGCGCGUGACGCAGAAGGAGGAGCUGGAGCGGCAGCGGGUGGAGCUGCAGCAGGAGGUGGAGAAGCUGGCCCGCGAGAACAGCAGCAUGAAGCUGGAGCUGGACGCCCUGCGCUCCAAGUACGAGGCCCUGCAGACCUUUGCCCGCACGGUGGCCCGAGGCCCCAUCACGCCCACCAAGGUGGCCACCACCAGCGUCAUCACCAUCGUCAAGUCCGCCGAGAUCUCCUCCACCUCCGUGCCCUUCUCCGCCGCCUCCUAGUGCCCGGCCUGGGGGGGGCGCGGGCGGGCAGGCGGGCGGGGCGCGUCCCUCGAGCUGGUCGGAGGUCCAGACCCCUCGGUACCGCGUCCGGUCCAGGAGGCCCCGCAGGGCCCUGGCUGUGGCCGGGGAAGAGCCGGUUCCCGAGAGCCCGUGUGCCGCACGCCUUCUCACGCGCACGCCCGCACCCGGCCUUCCUGGGCCCUGCUGGUGCUCUGCAGACAUUUCUGGGGGCACUUCUGGGGGGUUCUGUCUUGCGCUGGAGGAGUUGGGAUGUGUGGAGGGAAGGUCCUCCGACGCUCCCAGGCCCCCGUGUCUUCCACCCCCACCCCGAGCAGCCUGUCCACGCCCCGCAGCGCUUCGGGCCCCCUUGCGGCGCCCCUGCCGGGGCAGGACCCCGUCCCUGCCCCGACGGCUCUGCGGUGCCCUGAGAGGAGCCGAGCACCGUGGGGUCCCGAUGCACCAGGAGCCUGCUUCAGCCUCAGCCCCAGGCCGGUGCCCCGAGAAGCUGGUGGGGGAAGGGCGGCGUGCGUGUGCAGGCGUGUGCGUGUCUGUACACGCGUGUGCCUGUCCUCCCGCCAGGGCACUAGCGGCUCAGGGGGCUUCGGGAAGCAGCUCCUUGUGGGCAGUCACCUGGUCCCGUGGCGAAUGCGGGCAGGGUCGUGCGAGCCUUGGGUUCCUCCUCCGCGGCAGGGGCCGCAGGGGGGGUCUCUGGACGGGGGCAGCCGCCAGGCCGGGGGAGGCGGAGCCCCGGGGCGGGGAGGCGGGAGGGGAGCAUGUUGUGUGCGGAGCAGGCCCUGGAGCUGGGCAGGCGUGGCUGCCCCGGCUCCUGCAGCUGGAGGACCCGGAGAGCAGGGAGAUGGGUGGGGACGGAGGGCAAGGAGGGUUGAUGGUGGGGGGAGGUGCUGAUGCAGGAGGCGGGCCAGGAGGGUGGCAAGAGCCUGCCUCCGGGAGCCCGCGGGCGGCGUGUUGGCGGAGGACUCGGGACCCUGCGACCUUGGUGCUUAAUCAUUGCCUGGAACCUUCGCCUGCUCUUUCUUUCUGGCGCUCGGAGCCACGGGUGGCCUAGGUGGCCUUUGCUGGGGCUUCCCUUCCCUGAGAGCUGCUGCAGGGGCUGCCUUGGGGCCAGCCAUGGCCCCCCCACCCCACCCCCCGUCCCGCCUCUCCUGGGAGGCCCUGGGGCCGGGGCUGGGCUGCUAGCCGCCAACCCCACCACAGGCCGGGCGGGCGGGCGCGCUGGGCUCCGGCCCCGCCUUGCUCCUGGCUUGCCUCCUGGGGGCCGGCCAGUCAGGCCCCCACGCUGCAGAGCCCCGGAGGGGGAGGAGCGGCGGCGGACAGAGAGCCCCGAGGGCUGCGGACAGACUGCGUCCGUCUGGGGGAAGGCCCGGGUCGGGGGCGUGCUGGGGCCUCGCGGCCGAAGCCGGUGUGUCAGCCAGCCGCCGAUGCCAGAGCCGCGGUAGGUAAUCCACAUUGGAUGUCGAUAAGGACCACGGGAGUAUUUAAGAGAGAGAAAAGUAUAUAUAUAUAAAACUAUAUGCACAUUUUAUCGUACAGAUUUUCAUAACUUUUCUUCCUGUUUGAUACUGUAAAUCUCUAUUAGAGCAGAGCUGCCUGGGCCUGGGGGUGGCUGCAGUGGGGUUGGCUGCUCGCCACCUGCUUCCCUCGGGCCUCAGCCCUGCCAGGUGCCCCACCGGGCACCCCCGCCCCGCAGCCCCCACCACCGCUCCCUGGGACCAGCCGGGGAGACCAGCGUGACCCCUUCUUCUCCCUCCAGAGCAUCGAAAUUUCAUUGUCACAGUUUUAAUAUAUGGGUUUUUUUAUUUAAGAAAACAGGCAAGGCCCCUGGUCGGGGGUGGGGGUGCUGGUUUCCUGCCCCCCCCCCCCAUGAUGCUUCAGGCGCUCCCUCCCUGGCAACAGGCCCUCAUGUGAGCUCCGCACCAGUUCCUGCCCCUCUGGCCACGCAGCAGUUCCAUUUCAAUAUUUAUUUUUGUGCUGCUUUUAUCGUGAUAUAAAUUAUUGAGAAGAGACCUACGUCGUGGCCCUGUCCGUGCGACGCGUGGCCCGCGCCCGCCGCUCCCCUCGGCCACACCUAAUUUAUUGCUGUACAUCUCUCUGCUGUGAUGCUUUUGUACCUUUGCAAUAAAGAGUUUUCUGGUUUCA
This is a messenger RNA of Phacochoerus africanus (Common warthog), 5836 nucleotides long. RefSeq names its product MAF bZIP transcription factor K (gene MAFK). The transcript has 3 exons. Gene Ontology annotation, biological process: regulation of transcription by RNA polymerase II. The record is from RefSeq and is a predicted model, not a curated record. Lineage: Eukaryota; Metazoa; Chordata; Mammalia; Artiodactyla; Suidae. Gene Ontology annotation, cellular component: nucleus. Bases 3209 to 3679 code for a protein of 156 amino acids. Gene Ontology annotation, molecular function: DNA-binding transcription factor activity, RNA polymerase II-specific; RNA polymerase II cis-regulatory region sequence-specific DNA binding.